Chenopodium quinoa (quinoa) is the source of this 1392-nucleotide messenger RNA. RefSeq lists its product as uncharacterized. The record is from RefSeq and is a predicted model, not a curated record. The transcript is spliced from 2 exons. Lineage: Eukaryota; Viridiplantae; Streptophyta; Magnoliopsida; Caryophyllales; Amaranthaceae. The coding region runs from base 1 to 1392 and encodes 463 amino acids.
AUGGUUCCUACUAGUUCCCCUUUCCAGAAGUGGAUACUGGAGGAACAUGCGCCGACAGUCAAAAUUCCGGCACGUAUUACGUACAAUGGUACUUUGGAUCCAAAGGACUACAUAGCCUCCUACGAGAGGCAUAUGUACCUUAAUCCCAGGUCCGAAGCUACCUGGUGCAAGUACUUCGCUACGACCCUUAAAGGUGUUGCCCAGUCAUGGAUUACCAAAGGGCUGAAGGAAGGCUCUAUAACGGGUUGGAGUGAUCUUGCCAACACGUUCAAAAGCAAGUUUUCCACGGCUAACCGCCGAGAGAAAACUAAUGCCGAGCUCAUGAGCCUGCAGCAAGCGGAAGACGAAAGUCUCCGGGAUUAUUUGACUCGCUUCAGCAACGAGACGUCCAGAAUCACAAGUCUGGAUCAGAGCCUAGCCGUAUUCGCACUACGGAACGGCUUACAAGCUGGUAAAUUUCUGGAUUUCAUGGUCAUGCAUCCCCCGCAGACCUUGGAAGAAGCCCUCGACGCUUCGGAUAAAUUCAUCCGAGCCGAGGAAUGGAAUAAGGCCAAACUGCAAUCUCAGUCAGGACUUGCAAAAACAAAAGGGAAACCAGCCGAAGUUACAGGGUUGAGGAAAGGGAAGAUCUUUAGUGCGACGAGGGAAGAGGGAAGAUUCAAGAAACCGAAGCCACCUCCUUCUUGGCAUCAGAAGAAGGGGCAGGAUCAUUGGUGCGAGUUCCACGAGUCACGUGGACACCACACCGAAGAUUGCCUUCAGCUGAAGGACCAGAUUGAAGAGCUGGUCCAAAAAGGAAAUUUAAAGAAAUAUGUCGCGGAACGCCGCGAAGAAAAGAAAGCUGAGAGAAACUGUCGGCAGGAUCUGGACUACCACCGAAAAAGGGACAAACCUCGCGAGGGAGGAAAUAAUGAUAUCCUGACCAUUUCCAGGGGUAUUUCUUGGAAUGCACUGAAGCGCCAUCUGAGGGGUCUCACCCAUCAGAUUCAUCAUGCUGAGUUCCGAAAACCACAGUCUCCGGUGCCGAACAUGAUGUUCACAUCCGAUGACUGCAGGGGGGUGGUGUAUCCCCAUGAUGACCCACUGGUUAUCAUGAUAAGCAUCGCAAACCACAACGUCUAUCGAACACUAGUAGACGGUGGCAGCGGGGCAAAUAUACUUUUCCGAAAGGCAUUUGACCAGCUAAAGUUGGAGAGCAAGCGCUUGACUCCAGUUCCAUACCCGGUCACUGGGUUCAACGGCUCUUCUUCAUAUCCAGAUGGGAAAAUUCUUCUUCCCGUCAGCCUCGGCCAAGACCGAGCGAGACGAAGCAUUAUAGCCGAAUUCUUGGUCAUCGAUGCCCCAUCAGUUUACAAAGUCAUUAUGGGGAGACCCCUCAUCCAUGAUGUUUAA